AACUGUACAUGGAGCAAGUCAGACAAAGCAUGAUGCAUUACAGUACGACGUCAACCUGCACUGGACUUACAGUGACAGACCCACUGAAACGAACAAAAUUGAUUUUCAGCCAAUGGCAAUUGCUUAUUUUUUCUCUGCCUGUUUCUAUGGCUGCGCACAAGUUUGUUGACUUUUAUGCUUAAUGAGUUCUUCCUGCUUGUCAUCUUCUCCUCUCAUAUUCUCACCAUAAAUCUCAUCAAAUGCAUUAUAUCUCCAAAACUUCGAGAGCUCUCUGCCACGGAAGAAUAAAAAUGGCGUCCUUUAAGUUUUUUGUAUUUUUUCAGUUUGUUUAUCUUCUAUGUUCUCUGGUGAGUUCGAUCAACGCAUUUGAACCAUUUUACUAUUAUCACAUCUGCCCGAACACUUCUACUUUGGCCAUUAACAGCACUUACCAAACCAGCCGAAAUCUUUUGCUCACUUCGCUUUCUUCCCAUGUCAACCCUAACGGUUUCUACAACGACACCAAAGGUGACGGCAGUAACAAAAUUUACGGCCUCUAUCUUUGCCGUGGUGAUGUCAAUUCCAGUAUCUGCCAAGGCUGCGUCAGUUUCGCCACUUCGGAUGUAACAGAACGUUGCCCUCUUCAGAAACAAGCUGUGAUAUGCUACGACGAGUGCCUUCUACGUUUCUCUAAUGAGAAUUUUUUCUCUAUAGUGGCUGAUGACGAGGGGUUCAUGAUGGCUAAUGUCGACAGUCUUCCAGAUGCAGAACGGUUUAGCGAGUUUGUGAAUAGAACGUUGAACGAAACUGUAACUCAGGCUGCGAAUUCGCCGAAAAGGUUUAUGGCGCAAAGGAAAAAUUUCACAGCCUCCCAAUCAGUUUACUUUCUUGCACAGUGCACACAGGACCUUUCGAGUUUUGACUGUAACAGAUGUCUUCAACUAUCUAUUUCACAGUUGCAGAUGAAGCGAGAAGGAGGAAGACAGCUGUUUCCGAGUUGUUUCACCCGGUAUGAACUGUACCUAUUUUACGAUGAAAACGUGACGGCGGCUCACCCGCCUGUGACACCACCAAAAGCAGGAGGGACCAUUCUCCCUCCUUCGGUAAUCAUUGUUAUCGUUAUUGCUUCGACUGCUGUGGUGCUUUCCUUUGUUGGACUUUGUCUCGUUAGGAGAGGGAAAAAGAACGGCGAUAUACGGGCAUUUAUUUUUGGGAAUGAAAUUAUGAAGUCCUUGCAAUUCAAUUUUGACGCAAUUAAAGAAGCCACAGACAAUUUCUCAACUGAAAACAAAUUGGGUGAAGGUGGAUUCGGUGAGGUUUACAAGGGCAUGCUUCCUGAUGGACGAGGAAUAGCUGUAAAGAGGCUAUCGAAAAGAUCCUGCCAAGGUUAUGAAGAAUUUAUAAAUGAAAUCGUAUUGGUAGCCAAGCUUCAGCACAGAAAUUUGGUUAGGCUGCUCGGUUUUUGCUUGGAGGCAGAAGAGAAGAUUCUUAUAUAUGAAUUUGUGCCGAACAAAAGUCUUGAUUGUUUUUUGUUUGAUCCUGAAAAGCAAGGAGAAUUGGAUUGGUCAAAUCGCUUCAAGAUAAUUGGAGGCAUUGCUCGAGGAUUGUGUUAUCUGCAUGAGGAAUCUCAGCUUAAAAUUAUUCAUCGUGAUCUUAAAGCUAGCAAUAUCUUAUUAGAUGAGAAUAUGAAUCCUAAAAUUUCAGAUUUUGGCAUGGCAAGAAUAGUUGGAAUUGAUGAAUCGCAAGUAAACACAAACAAAAUAGUCGGGACUUACGGUUACAUUUCACCAGAAUAUGCUGUUCAUGGCCAAUGCUCAGUGAAAUCUGACAUAUAUAGUUUCGGAGUUUUAAUUAUAGAGAUUAUUACUAGCAAGAAGAACAGCAAUUUCUAUGUAACAGACGGUGUUGAGAAUCUCAUGAGCUAUGCUUGGAAACAUUGGAGAGAUGGAACGCCAAUGCGAUUGUUGGAUUCAAGUUUGGCAAAUUCUCGCUAUUCUAGAGAUGAAGUAAUCAGAUGCCUCCAUGUGGGUUUGUUAUGUGUACAGGAAGAUCCAGCUGACAGGCCAUCAAUGACGACGAUAGAUCUCAUGCUUAACAGUUACUCUGUCACUGUCCCAUCUCCUCAACAGCCGGCAUUUUACCUUAGCAGUACAAAGGAAGUGAUCAAUACAGAAGAUUUUUACUCCGAUCAAACCACAAGCAAGUCAGCGCUGUGCUCUGUGGAUGAAAAAUCCAUCACUCAAGUAUCUCCUCGAUAAAGAGGGAUGAUGGUUUAUGAACUUGUCCUUCGAAACAAGGUGAUAUAUUAGAGCUAAGAGGAAAGUGGGAAGUAAAAACUUUAUUUGAAUCAAAUAAUCUUUUUAAGAGUAAAUUAGAAGAAAUUCUUAAUUUAA
Mangifera indica (mango) is the source of this 2372-nucleotide messenger RNA. Its product is annotated as cysteine-rich receptor-like protein kinase 10. Lineage: Eukaryota; Viridiplantae; Streptophyta; Magnoliopsida; Sapindales; Anacardiaceae. Gene Ontology annotation, biological process: protein phosphorylation. The record is from RefSeq and is a predicted model, not a curated record. Gene Ontology annotation, molecular function: protein kinase activity; ATP binding. Bases 240 to 2237 code for a protein of 665 amino acids. The transcript is spliced from 7 exons.